Durio zibethinus is the source of this 2098-nucleotide messenger RNA. RefSeq names its product UDP-glucose 6-dehydrogenase 1-like. Gene Ontology annotation, biological process: glycosaminoglycan biosynthetic process. Gene Ontology annotation, molecular function: NAD binding; UDP-glucose 6-dehydrogenase activity. Gene Ontology annotation, cellular component: nucleus. Lineage: Eukaryota; Viridiplantae; Streptophyta; Magnoliopsida; Malvales; Malvaceae. The record is from RefSeq and is a predicted model, not a curated record.
ACACAACACCAAGCAAAAAAUGAAAGUUGUACGUGUUGAACGUUCCUAUUCUGCCUUUUGAAUCUGACUUUGCUUCGCUUCGUGAAAUGAACAUAUUAGAUCUUAAAUGUAGAAUGGGUUUUGGGUUAUUCAAGGUCUUGGUUUUCCCCUAUAUAUGGUGUUAAGAUAGUUCUGGCCCCAUCAUUAAUAUAUUCAUACCCUGCUGGAUUUCUCUUGAGUUCUAUUUUUUUUUUUUCAGUUUACAGGAAAAGACUUAAAGGUUUUAGGUAACUGAAGAAAAUGGUGAAGAUCUGUUGCAUUGGAGCUGGAUAUGUUGGUGGUCCUACAAUGGCAGUUAUUGCACUCAAGUGCCCAUCCAUUGAAGUAGCUGUAGUUGACAUCUCUGUUUCUCGAAUCUCGGCCUGGAAUAGUGACCAGCUCCCUAUCUAUGAGCCUGGCCUUGAUGAGGUGGUCAAGCAGUGCAGAGGAAAGAACCUCUUCUUCAGCACUGACAUUGAAAAGCAUGUCUACGAAGCAGACAUAAUCUUUGUAUCUGUGAACACACCAACAAAAACCCAAGGCCUUGGGGCUGGCAAAGCUCCAGACCUUACAUAUUGGGAGAGUGCAGCCAGGAUGAUUGCCGAUGUAUCAAAAUCAAACAAAAUUGUUGUUGAGAAGUCAACCGUCCCAGUGAAAACAGCUGAAGCAAUUGAAAAAAUCCUGAGGCACAAUAGCAAGGGCAUCAAGUAUCAAAUUCUAUCAAAUCCAGAAUUCCUUGCAGAGGGAACUGCAAUUCAGGACCUAUUCAACCCUGACAGGGUUCUCAUUGGGGGCAGGGAAACCCCUGAAGGCCAAAUGGCAAUUCAAGCACUGAAAGAUGUUUAUGCUCAUUGGGUGCCAGAAGACAGAAUCAUUACAACCAAUCUCUGGUCAGCUGAGCUCUCAAAACUUGCAGCCAAUGCCUUCCUGGCUCAGAGGAUUUCUUCAGUUAAUGCUUUGUCAGCUCUCUGUGAGGCUACUGGGGCAGAUGUUUCACAAGUUUCCCAUGCUGUUGGUAAGGACUCAAGAAUUGGACCAAAGUUCCUUAACGCAAGCGUUGGUUUCGGUGGAUCCUGCUUUCAAAAGGAUAUACUCAACUUGGUCUAUAUAUGUGAAUGCAAUGGACUACCUGAAGUUGCUAACUACUGGAAACAAGUUAUCAAGGUGAAUGACUACCAGAAAAACCGUUUCGUAAACAGGGUUGUCUCUUCAAUGUUCAACACAGUUUCAGGCAAGAAAAUUGCUAUCCUGGGAUUUGCCUUUAAGAAGGAUACAGGUGAUACUCGGGAGACUCCAGCAAUUGAUGUGUGCAAGGGCCUGUUGGGUGAUAAGGCAUGCUUGAGCAUAUACGAUCCUCAGGUCACAGAGGAUCAGAUCCAGAGGGACCUGAUAAUGAAAAAAUUUGAUUGGGAUCAUCCCAUUCAUCUGCAGCCAAUGAGCCCCACUGCAGUGAAGCAAGUGACCGUAACUUGGGAUGUUUAUGAAGCAACCAAGGAUGCUCAUGGUUUAUGCAUUCUCACCGAGUGGGACGAAUUCAAGACACUUGAUUACCAACGAAUAUUUGACAACAUGCAAAAGCCUGCAUUUGUGUUCGAUGGUCGUUCUGUGGUGAAUGUUGACAAGUUGAGGGAGAUUGGUUUCAUCGUGUAUUCAAUCGGAAAGCCACUCGAUUCUUGGUUGAAGGACAUGCCUGCUUUGGCAUAAAGCUUACAACUAAACUUUGGGAGGCUCAUUUUAAAUCCCAAGACCAAGUUUCUUACUUUUAAUUGCUGGCUGUCGCUAUAACUUUAAAAUCUACAUUAUAGCAAAUCUACCUAAACCGGCUGGCUGCUAUAAGAAUAAAUUAGCAAUGUUUCAUUUCAUAUCAUUAAUAGCACUUUUGAUAUUUUGUUUUUUUGGAACAAAAAAAACAAGGAUGCAGCCGCUGCUAAAUAUGAAAGACCAAAAAUCUGCUGGAGUUGCAGCGAGUACUGACUGGCUUUUGAGGAAGACCGACGACCAGGAACAAAAGAAUGUUUAACUAAUCAAUUUACAUGAUUCAUAAGCUCACUGAUGUGUUUGAUUCAUAUAAAAUAUUAAU